AGGGGGCAUGUCCGGACGGAGUGUGGCCAUCCCGUUGACAUGCAACGUGAAGGAUGAGCUCUCGGGCGUGUUCACGCUGUAUGAGGUGCACUUCUCCGAGCCAGGGACCAAAUCGUGGGCGAUCCAGCAUCGAUACUCGACGUUCAGGGCGCUGCGGAAAGAGUUGAUGGGCGAGUUUGGCAAGGUGCCGGUGCUGGCAAAGGGCUUUCCGGGCACAAAACUGUUCAACAACACCUCGCCAAGUGUCAUCGAGGAGCGGAGAGCUGGUCUCGAGACGUGGUUGGAGGCUGUUGUAGAGCUCGACUCGUUCUGGCUUCACCCUGCCAUGGUUUCUUUCUCGGGCAAAGUGGCUUAUCUGGCGGCUCGCGAGGAGAUCCGCCUGGCCGUCGAGGCACAGGCAGCGGCAGAGGCUGCUGCCGCUGCUGUGCCUGUGCCAGGAGGGGAUCUGGCAACCCAGCCCCCGACUCAGACGUCACAACGCCCAGUCUCUGGUCACCUCGACAUGCCUGGUGAGGCGUACGAUACUGCUGAAGUGUCGGCGUCUCCAUCGUCCGAGACCAGCUCGGCGUACGCAGCGCCAGCGUCGGUCACGGGAACGAGCGCGAGCACGAGCGGCGGUGGAUGGGGAAGCAGCGCAGGGCCAGCGGCAGAGCCCACGCCGCCACCAGCCACUGUCGAGGUGGCGUCUGCGGUUCGGGCUGAUGCGAUUCCGGGCCGUAAGACCUCAACACCGUCGCUCCCGCCAGUCCGCUUUGUCAACACGACCUCGUUUGACGAUACUGUGCGAAUCUCCAAGGAUGAGGCGCGCAGCCGGCUCCGAGUCCCGCAGCUCGACGAGGCCAAGAACGAGCGCGAGCGGCUGCACGCGCUCGAGUACGACCGACAGGGUCACAUUUUUGGGCGGACAACGUUCCAGAAGACCAACGUAGCGCACAUGGCGGUCAUGCAGAGUCCGGAAAUGCUCAAUCCGGGCACUCCUCUUCGCGAAGUUGUCGGCCAGUACCAGCAUGUCAUCGUCAAUGGCGCCGACAAGCUCGGCGACGAAAAGAUCGACGCCGGCCGUGCCGCUAACAACCAGGGCGUUGCGCUAGUGCAUCUGGCAGCCAUCACUCUCGAGUUUGACAACGACGCCGCAAUCAGCCUGUACAAGGAGGCGCUGGCAGCGUUUAAGCUUGCGGCGACCUUUCCCUCGGGUGCGACCAACGUGCUCGCGCCCGAGGCUUCGCGAGUCAACAUCGGGGUCGCCGAGUUCUAUUACGGACAGGCGCUGGCGCGUUCGACCGACUCGGACGCCCGCGCGGUGCGGACCCAGCUGCUGACGUCUGCGGUAGAGAUCCUCGAGGCUGCCGUGGUUGGGUGGGAGGCGCACGGGAACGACGAGCGCGACGACUGGGGCUUUGCGCACGUCCUCCAGUACCGGGUCCUCAUCAUGCGGGCGGUGUGCGCCAUUGUCGACUGCGUCGGGUCGGGCGAGGGCGAGGCGGCGGUGGCACUGCGGCGGCAUGUUCCGGUUGUUCUCGAGCAUAUUGACAUGGUGCGGGUGGAGCACGACGUGGCUUGGGUGACCAUCUUUGGCGUUCUCACCCGCGCGCUUGAUGUCCGCAAGUGGGGCGCGUUCAAGUCUGCACUAGAGCAGCUCAACAGGUGGCACGCUGAGCUGUACGCCGCCUUUGAGGCGCGGAUGGAAAAGUCGCUCGAUGCUGACGUGCUCUCCAUCUAUGCCCAGCUUCUCACGCUCCAGGCCAACAACAAGCAAUUUGACGGCGGCAAGAUGCAGGAGCGCUUUGCCAUGAUGGCCGCCGAAAAGAUGCAACUUGUCACACUCCUCGACUCGCCCGCCUUUGUCUUUUACGCCGGCCAUCUGUACAAAAAGGGUCGCCGGCACAAGACCUACAAGCGGCGCGGCUUCCUCAUCGAUGCAUCGGGUGACCUCAUCUACGCCGACUCGUUGGCGGCCGUGGAUCUCGCCGAUCCCAACGGCCGCAUUCCGCUCGCCGCCAUCACCAGCGUCGAGCCUGCCGAGACACCAGCCAAGGUCCAAGCCAAGCUCGGUGUCGGACCGGCCACCUCGCUUCACAUCGUCACCGCCAAGCGGGUCUACGAGUGCGUUGCCCACGCCCAGGCCGAGCGCGAUGUGUGGAUGGCCAACAUUUCCCGCGCCAUGGCCAUGGACACCGCCCUCGCCGACCGGGCAUCACUCAUCGGCGUUGCUGCCCCUCCUGCUGUCGCGUCGGGCAUCUGGGACUUUGUCGUCCACAUCCGCUAA
Thecamonas trahens ATCC 50062 is the source of this 2266-nucleotide messenger RNA. RefSeq lists its product as uncharacterized. Gene Ontology annotation, molecular function: phosphatidylinositol binding. The transcript has 2 exons. NCBI's taxonomy places the organism in Eukaryota, Apusomonadida, Apusomonadidae. The record is from RefSeq and is a predicted model, not a curated record. The coding region runs from base 8 to 2266 and encodes 752 amino acids.